Messenger RNA from Salvelinus sp. IW2-2015, 2326 nucleotides. Lineage: Eukaryota; Metazoa; Chordata; Actinopteri; Salmoniformes; Salmonidae. The record is from RefSeq and is a predicted model, not a curated record.
AUUACUUUGUUUAAUUCGUGGAUUUAACGGGUAUUGCCACAUGGAAUCAGGGUUACUGCUUCUUUAAGUGAUUUUUUGGGGAUGGGCUAUUUUCAUAACGUCAUUUAAUUCCUCCCUCUUUUUCAUUUUCUCGUUCUUUGAUUAUUUUUUCUCCCCCCAUUUCCUAAAUGGAACAGAUUGCCCGAGCAUUUUCAUUUCCCAGCUUUCCCAAUUUGUUGUAUUAAAAGUUAGCCUACUCUUUUUAUUUUACAGUAUUUUUUAAGUUGAACUUUUCUUCUGUGUUUGAGGGCUUACAUCUCAGUGGACGUAAACUGCAAGUCAAUUGGGGCGAUGGUGGAGGUGCAAUGAUGAUGAUGAACUUUAAAAUAAUGAUUCACUAACUUGUUUGUCUUUUUCUACCUGACAAGUUGUUAUAAGUUCCUUUUCAUCAUGAUGUACUCUCCUCUCUGUCUUACUCAGGAUGAGUUUCAUCCGUUCAUCGAGGCCCUUCUGCCGCAUGUGCGUGCCUUCGCCUACACCUGGUUCAACCUGCAGGCGCGCAAACGCAAGUACUUCAAGAAGCACGAGAAAAGGAUGACUAAGGACGAAGAGCGGGCGGUGAAGGACGAGCUGCUGGGAGAGAAGCCCGAGGUCAAGCAGAAGUGGGCGUCGCGUCUGCUGGCCAAACUGCGCAAGGACAUCCGGCCCGAGUGCCGCGAGGACUUUGUGCUGUCCAUCACAGGGAAGAAGCCCCCCUGCUGCGUCCUCUCCAACCCCGACCAGAAGGGCAAGAUGAGGAGGAUCGACUGCCUGCGUCAGGCCGACAAGGUGUGGAGGCUGGACCUGGUUAUGGUCAUCCUGUUCAAGGGCAUCCCGCUGGAGAGCACGGACGGAGAGCGCCUGGUCAAGGCUGGGCCAUGCAACAACCCCAUCCUCUGUGUCCAGCCACACCACAUCAGCGUCUCGGUCAAAGAGCUGGACCUCUACCUGGCCUACUUCGUACAGGAGAGAGAGUCAGAGCAGAGCAGUAGCCCACGCACAGGUAUUGGGUCAGAUCAGGAGGAUAGCCGAGCUGCCACCAUGGAUGCUCCUGAGUUUCAGGAAAGCUUUGUGACGUCAGGAGUUUUUAAUGUAACAGAGCUGGUGCAAGUGUCCAGAACUCCGGUGGUGACCGGGGCAGGCCCUAACUUCUCCCUGGGGGAGCUGCAGGGGCACCUGGCCUACGACCUCAACCCCUCAGGGGUGGGCAUGAGGAGAACCCUGCCCAGCACCUCCUCCAGCGGGAGUAAGAGGCACAAGUCGGGCUCCAUGGAGGAUGAUGUGGACACCAGUCCUGGAGGGGAGUACUACACCUCUCCCAACUCCCCGGCUAGCAGCUCCCGCAACUGGCAGGAAGACCUGGAAGGAGGCAUGUCCCCUGGAGUAAAGAAGACAGAGAUGGACAGCCCGUCUCCUCAGGAGAGCUCCCCACGUCUCGGCUUCACACAGCACCACCGGCCCGUCAUCGCAGUGCACAGUGGGAUCUCUCGGAGUCCGCACCCUUCCUCGUCUUUGCACUUCCCCACCACCUCCAUCCUGCCCCAGUCCACCUCCUACUUCCCCCACACCGCCAUCCGCUACCCGCCACACCUCAGCUCCCAAGACCCGCUGAAGGACCUGGUCUCCCUGGCCUGUGACCCGUCCAACCAGCAGCCCAGCCCAGUGAGUCCAGCCCAUCUAACAACUCUAACUAGGGCCCCGAGUUUGUCCUGGUCAGGUCAUUUGGUCAUGCCCAGUCACUACAUCUCCUCCCAGAUGCUGGCGCCCCCUCCGCCAAUGCCCCGUCUGACCCUGCCCCCGACUCCAAGUCCAGCACCACCACCUCGACGGGGAGCCAACUCCCCAACGUCACCCACAUACUCAGCUCCAGGGACGCCCCCUGCCAACCGCCCCUUUGUAGGGAUUGGACCUCGAGACCCUGGCGGACUCUACCAGGCACAGUCCUGGUACCUGGGGAACUAAACAACGCAAGGAUAAGCGAAAAGGGCAUGGACACGUGGAUUUGAGAUUCAACACUUUUUGUGGAAUUAAGAAAAAAGAAAAAAAAGAGAUGCAAGAGGGAAAAUGUAUAUAUAUGCAGUAUAUAUACAGUAUGUAUAUAUAUAAAUAUAUGUGUGCAUAUAUAUUUAUAUAUGUAUAUCAACAUAAAAUAUGCUUCAACACACCUUUUUUGAAUAAAGACAGAGGGGGAGAGAGCGAGUGCCAAGGAGAGAAAGAAAAGAAAGAGAAGAGGAUGUUUGGGCAGCCAGAAUUAACUGUGGGGCAGAGACAUGACCCCACGAACCCAGUACCCCCCCCCCCCCCCCCC